Ichthyophthirius multifiliis is the source of this 665-nucleotide messenger RNA. RefSeq lists its product as hypothetical. The transcript has a single exon. The annotation marks the transcript as partial. Lineage: Eukaryota; Ciliophora; Oligohymenophorea; Hymenostomatida. The record is from RefSeq and is a predicted model, not a curated record.
AUUCCACAAAUACUCCAUUCGAUUCAGCCUAAAAUCUACAAAACCAAAAGCCUUAUUUUACAAAAUUAAAUAGGUCAAAUUCAUUAAUAAAUCCUUCCAUAAAAUUUUUCAAUCAAGAUUUGAAUUAAUAAUAUUAACAAGAUUCUAGCAAAUUUAUUUGCAAAUUAUAAUACCCUUAAUAUACAGUAGAAAGAAAAUUUAUAAAAACAAAUACAACAGGAAUUAAAUUAUACUACACUAAUUUUCGUCCAAUUGCAGAAAAAAACUCAGAAGCAUAAAUUUUAAUAAUUCAUGGUUUAUAUGAACAUUCUGGCCUAUAUAUAAAUGUUUUUAAAUUAUUAAUCUUUUAUUUAUUUUAUUUUAAUUAAAGUUCGCUGAUUAUUUUGCAAAAUAAGGUUUUUAAGUCCAUAUAUAUGACUAAAGGGGAUAUGGAUAUUCUUCAGGAAUUUCAAGAAAUAUGUCCACUGAAGAAUUUUAAUAAGAUCUCACUAUUAUAUUAUAAAAUAUAGAUAAAGAACUUCCUUUAUACGUAUAUAGCCAUAGUAGUGGUGUUAUUAAUUUAUUAAGUUAUCUUAUUAUGAAUCCCUAAAUUUAAGUCAAUGGAAUUAUUGGUUUGAAUUCGUUUUUAGAUGUUCCAAAAUAAUUUAAAAUGAAUUUUUUUAGGA